AUGGCUAUCCAAAGGGCAUCUUUUAUCGGACAUGAAUCUUUAGCCAACAAUUUCGACUUAAAGAAGCUUAGAGAUUUGAGUUUUCUGUUAAUGCAAGUCCAAAAACAACAGUUGUGUGAGAUUCCACAAGUGAAGGAAUCUGUUCAUGGAUGUGUGGAGAGAUUGAAUGUAGCAAGACAAGAAAUUAGUGAAGAAUUUAGAGAAAUGAGUGCAGAAGAGUUGAUGGCUUUCAUUGGUUCAGAUAGAAAGAAAAAGAUAUCUGAGUUGUUUGGUGAUGAUUUUCUUACAGGGAAGAAGAAGAAGACGAAAAGAUUUGGAUCUGUUUUAUUUGCGAUUUUUGAUUUCGGACUUGAGAUCUUGUUUUCUCUCGAGGUGGAUGAAUUGAAGAAGGGGGUGGGUGGGGUUCUGAGGAUUCAUUUUCUUCGAAGCCACACCAAGUGUAGUUCGGAAGUGUUCAUAGUGAAGCAUAGUGAAGCUUAG
Molecule: messenger RNA, 480 nt
Organism: Lactuca virosa
Lineage: Eukaryota; Viridiplantae; Streptophyta; Magnoliopsida; Asterales; Asteraceae
Source: the annotation of a GenBank genome assembly